Drosophila subobscura is the source of this 563-nucleotide messenger RNA. Its product is annotated as acylphosphatase-1-like. The transcript has a single exon. The record is from RefSeq and is a predicted model, not a curated record. Lineage: Eukaryota; Metazoa; Arthropoda; Insecta; Diptera; Drosophilidae. The coding region runs from base 75 to 449 and encodes 124 amino acids.
GCCGUGAGCAUCAGACACUGUUCUACUUUUAUUCGAAAUUCGAAAUUGUAAAUAUUUCUAAAUUAUUGCUCGAGAUGUCCGAAGCUAAGGAGGAGAACAGGGGCGUGGUCAUCGUGUCGUGCGACUUUGAGAUCAGGGGGAAAAUCCCCAAGGAGGCGUUCGAGCUAUUUGCUGCCGCACAGGCCCAGAUCCUGGGACUACGCGGCUACAUUGUGCACGUGUCGGAGAACUGCUUCCGAGGGCAGCUGCAGGGGCCUCAGCUUGUGAUUGAGACCUUCAAGCAGGUCAUCCUCUCGGUCGCCGAGUAUGUGGCCGCCGUCAAGGAGUUUGUCAUCAAGAACCUAACGGCCAUCCAGGAGUGCUCCUACAAGUCCUUCGAAGUUAGGACCACGUGCCCUGGCGAGUGCCAGCCCCCGCCGUCUGGGCCAAAGCCAAGCACCUCAUCUUGAAUAGGAUCCGCGGCAGGGCUCCGACGAACAGACACUCAACCAUUGCCUGCAAUAGAACCAAUGGAGCAAAGGGCAAGUUGGCCCCAGUAAUACUCGAACUGUGUGGAGUAUCUG